GAGGGUUAGAGUUUUCUAUGGAGAUGGGAUUCGACGCCAUGGCCAACGACUCUCCAAUGGUUCCCGCGGAUGCGAGGGAAACCGGGAAGAAGAAGAGGGAGAAUAGGUCGGCGAAAUUGAAGCAGUGUAAGCUUGAUGCGAUGAGGGAGCAAUGGCUUUCUCAAGAGUUGGAUCCUAAAAAUUAUGAUGAGUUUAAUGUAUUUGUUAAGUUCCAUAAAAGAAAGAUUGGGUCUUGGAGAUUAUCCACAUGAGGAUACCAAAGAUGUUUGUGAAGAAAACAGAGCUCGUGAUCUCUUUUAUGCCCUUUGGAUACCUGAUCUUUUCAUGGAGAGGGUCCAAAAUUAUGGGCAGUACCCACUAUUUUGCCCUAAUGAAGCUUCGGGAUUGGCUGAUUACUGGGGCGAGGAGUUUGAAAAGCUAUACACAAAAUAUGAGAGAGGUAAAGGGCCAAAAAAGGUUGUUCAAGCACAAAGCCUCUGGUUUGAAGUUUUGAAGUCUCAGAUAGAAACUGGAACACCAUCUAUGCUAUAUAAGGAUAGUUGCAAUAGGAAAAGUAAUCAACAGUACCAGGGGACCAUAAAGUCUUCAAACUUGUGCACUGAAAUAAUAGAGUUUACAAGCCCUGCUGAAACUGCUGUGUGCAAUUUAGCUUCCAUUACAUUACCACGGUUUGUUAGGGACGUUCCUAUAGAAUCACACCCAUCUAAGUUCGUUGGAAGCAUUGGAUCAAAGAAUAUAUACUUUGAUUUUGACAAAUUGGCUGAGGUUACAACAAUAGUUACAGAAAACCUCAACAAAAUAAUCGAUGUUAAUUAUUACCCUGUUGAAACUGUAAGAAGAUCGAAUAUGAGGCAUAGGCCAAUUGGCAUUGGUGUCCAGGGUUUGGCUGGUACCUUCAUCUUGCUUGGCAUGCCUUUUGAUUCACAAGAGGCUCAAAAGCUGAACAAGGACAUAUUUGAGACAAUAUAUUAUCAUGCUUUAAAAGCUUCUUCAGAAAUUGCUGCAAAAGAAGGCACAUAUGAGACAUAUCAAGGAAGUCCCGUUAGUCAGGCAUGGCAUGAUAUGGAUGGAGGUUGCAAGGUGAUAGAUGGUGAAGGGGAGAUUAGUUUGGUGCGAUGCAGUGGGAAGAAGAAGCCAGAGACGUGAUGAAGGAAAGGCUUGCAACGUUGAUAAGACAUAAGGCACACUGUAGUCUUUAUUGUUCAAGUCUACAUAAUCAUGGUUUAUUUCUUUUCUGCUGUAGGUAUUAUGGGUAGGUUUUGAUUUAUUAGAUUUGCAUUUCAAAUUUAGAGGCCGAGAGUGCGGAGCGAUGAACCAUGUAAACCUAUGGUCUAAAGAAGUACAGGCUUUGUAAUUAGCAUAUUGUUGGAUUUGUUAAUAAAACAUGUGUCAAACACUUGUUAUUUGUUUAAUAGAAUUGCGUUUAAAUUUA
Molecule: messenger RNA, 1432 nt
Organism: Asparagus officinalis (garden asparagus)
Lineage: Eukaryota; Viridiplantae; Streptophyta; Magnoliopsida; Asparagales; Asparagaceae
Product: ribonucleoside-diphosphate reductase large subunit-like
Exons: 11
Coding region: 184-1146 (320 amino acids)
Biological process (GO): deoxyribonucleotide biosynthetic process
Cellular component (GO): ribonucleoside-diphosphate reductase complex
Molecular function (GO): ribonucleoside-diphosphate reductase activity, thioredoxin disulfide as acceptor; ATP binding
Source: RefSeq, a predicted model, not a curated record